UUCCCUGUGGUGGGUGUUAUCCGUGAAUCGACCUCCCACGAGCCGUCUGCGUUGACGAAACAGUGAGCGUGAUCACGGGGUCUCUAUAAGUAGACUGAAGAAGAGUCAGUGAGCGAUGACAACGAGGAAGGACCAGUCCAGAGGAGCUCAGGACCCGAACCUCACCGCUCGACAUGGAGAUGCCCGCUAACCUGAUCCUCCGCAUGGUGCUGAUCUCCGCGCUCAUCGCCUGCAGUCCUACGGAGGCGUGGUACAAGCAGGUGGCCGGGCCAAGCUACUACUCGGUGGGCAGAGCGUCCGGUUUGUUGUCCGGCAUCCGGAGGUCACCGUACGUCAGGAGAGCGGAGCUGGAGCCGUCAGACAGCGGAGAGUCUGCGACCAACAGCCUGUUUUCUGAAUUAACUUCGCGCAACUCCAUUCUGAAGACAAUGCCUGUUUGCAUCAAAGACAUUACACCAAACCUGCAGAGCUGUGAAUUGCUCCAGGAGGUCAAGGGUUCGUUCAAGUGUAAAGCGGACGUUCUUCUCUCCCUGGACUCCUCGGAUUGUGCAGGAGACUGAUCAGUGAAGCCGACAACUGUUGCUGCAGGAUGAAGCAAACUUCGAGGGCAUGACAUUUUAAAAAAAUUUAUAUUUUAAUGUGAAGUUUAACAAAAGGUGUCGCACCACAUGGAAGAUGUGCUACUUUUAAUUUACUGUCAUCACUUUAUUUAUUGAUUUUAUGAUUAAAAUGAUCAUUAAUCUUUAAACUGUAAAAGCAAAGCAUUGAUGUAAAUACCUGAACUGAGUUUUCAUUAAUAAAUGAAUCAUGUUGCAGCCCCUUGCUGAAAUUACUGAAUGGAAAACAGAUUAGUGCUUGUUCUUCUUCAUGAACACUGGAGGUAACUAAAUCAUUUAAUAUACUGUGUUUGACAUUAAAAACCAAUUAGAAAGAUAUUUACUCUUACACAAAGAUGAAUUAUUCACUUAGUGGUCAUUUAGUGGCAUGUCAAAAAGACUUGAGAGGGAAAAAACACUCAAUAUUGGUGUUUUCAUUAAUAUUUUUUUUC
Messenger RNA from Paralichthys olivaceus (Japanese flounder), 1048 nucleotides. Its product is annotated as neuropeptide B-like. Gene Ontology annotation, biological process: feeding behavior; G protein-coupled receptor signaling pathway. The record is from RefSeq and is a predicted model, not a curated record. Gene Ontology annotation, molecular function: G protein-coupled receptor binding. NCBI's taxonomy places the organism in Eukaryota, Metazoa, Chordata, Actinopteri, Pleuronectiformes, Paralichthyidae.